AUGAUAGUAGCAGCUGCCCUCGUCUUUUUCAUGAUUCCCGGUCUGUGCCUCCACUUCUCAGGUGUCUCGAAGCCGGAUUCCACACUCACCUUGGUGCGUCUUCCGCUGAUUACCACCGCCGUGGUGGGGUGUGUGUGGUAUAUGUGGGGAUAUGCCCUUGCUUUCUCUCCCGCAGUAUACGACCCGGAUGCGCUACGCGGCGUGUCAUGGUAUGGUGGAGAUACCAGAGCAAACGCCUAUAUCGAUAUCACCGCUCGACCUGUGGGUAUACAAGGUCCUGACCCAUCAGUCAUGACGGGCCCGAAAAUCCCAGAAAUGGUCUAUGUCUUCUACCAAGGCAUGUUUGCUUGUUUCACGGCAAGUCUUGUCUCUGGUGGAGCGGCGGGCAAAACCCGUGUCGGGCGGUAUCUCGUCUUCAUUACCUUGUGGACGACUCUUGUUUAUUGUCCAGUGGCCAGAUGGACAUGGCAUCCACUAGGCUGGUCCAAACUCAGGGGAGCAAUGGACUUCGCUGGUGGUACUGCAGUGCAUGUUUGUUCUGGAUCGUCGGUUGCCGCUCUCGCUGUCUUUUCACAGCUUGAAGCUGCAGAUUGGCGCACAACACUCGUCUUUCGAAAACUGACAGUGAAAAUCAAACUGAAGACAUGGAAAGUCUGGAGAUGGCUGUCCGUGAAAGAGAGCACGACUGACACCGAAGUUGACCCAAGGACAACCUCGCCACAGGCAGAACACGCUGGCAACGGACAGGUUCGAGCUCCGCGGCAACCAAAUGUUACGGAGAGGCCAGGAUCCAGCUUGAACCGCGAACAAUCGAGUUUGCCUUACAGCAUUAACCACAUGGUAUUGGGCACUUCCCUGCUUUGGGUCGGAUGGUUCGGCUUCAACGGUGGUUCGGCCCUUGGAGCGAAUCUUCGCGCUGUGUCAGCUUGUCUGGCAACGCAGGCUGCUGCAUGUGCUGGAGGCACAAUCGGCUUACUUAUUCAAUGGGGUCUGGCCCCUCUUGACAGGAUAGCGUCAGACAACCCGGACACCUUGAUACAUACACCGUCCAUUCAGGAGUUCUGUGACGGUGUCAUUGCUGGGCUGGUGGCUAUUACACCUGCUGCAGGAUAUGUUCCCGUCAAAUAUGCUCCUGUUUUCGGCGUUGUGGGCGCCAUCAUCUGCAAGGUUUUGAGAAUAAUCAUGUACAAUCUCUUGCCAGCUGACAAACUGGCUAUCUUCGCCGUUCACGCCGGCGGAGGAGCCACGGGAAUGUUACUUACUGCAUUCUUUGCAAAGUAA
Messenger RNA from Cladophialophora psammophila CBS 110553, 1281 nucleotides. RefSeq lists its product as uncharacterized. The transcript has 4 exons. The record is from RefSeq and is a predicted model, not a curated record. Gene Ontology annotation, cellular component: plasma membrane. Gene Ontology annotation, biological process: ammonium transmembrane transport. Gene Ontology annotation, molecular function: ammonium channel activity. The coding region runs from base 1 to 1281 and encodes 426 amino acids. NCBI's taxonomy places the organism in Eukaryota, Fungi, Ascomycota, Eurotiomycetes, Chaetothyriales, Herpotrichiellaceae.